Messenger RNA from Mycotypha africana, 174 nucleotides. RefSeq names its product plasma membrane proteolipid 3. The transcript is spliced from 3 exons. Lineage: Eukaryota; Fungi; Mucoromycota; Mucoromycetes; Mucorales; Mycotyphaceae. Bases 1 to 174 code for a protein of 57 amino acids. Gene Ontology annotation, cellular component: membrane. The record is from RefSeq and is a predicted model, not a curated record.
AUGGCUUUCACUUGUUCUGAUAUUUGCAAAAUUGUCUUUGCCGUCAUCCUUCCUCCUCUUGGCGUUUUACUCGAGAGAGGCUGUACUUGCGAUCUCUUAAUCAAUAUUUUACUGACAUGUCUCGGUUACAUUCCUGGAAUUGUUCAUGCGCUUUACAUUAUUCUAAAAUAUUAG